AUGUCGAACCAGCAACAAGGAGCCUAUGAUAGUGGUGGUGGUGGUAUGCCUCCCGGUACCAUGGGUGGUCUAGUUCACUCGGUCGAUUCGUACUUGAACGAAAUGGCAACCCAUCCUUCAGGCCACAUUGUUCCUCAACCUCGUGGUCAAUCCUUGCAGCAUCGUCCUCCCGUCAAUGACUAUGGUCAUCAGCAGAGUAAUGCGCAAUAUGGAUAUUAUGAUUAUGGACAUCAAAUGCCACGUCAGGAUACGGCCAUGUAUGACCGUAGCAUGAUGGAGAACACUGCAAGCAAUGGACAUUAUAGAAGCGGGUCUUAUGGUGCUAGUACGGAUAUGCGGAUGGAUGGUGGUUAUGGAUACGGUGGCUAUGGCAACAACAACAACCCAGCCAUGUAUGGUCAAAACUACAGCUAUCCUACUACGACUACGCAAGGCGGUGGUGCUGGUAACAAUUAUGGGAUGCCACAAUACCCACCUCAGCAUUUGGUGGAUGGUCCAAGCGGCGUUGUGCCUGCACACAGCUCACCUCCAGUCGCAUCAGCACAACCCGAAUAUCCCAUUCAUCGUUCUCCUCCAGCUUCACCUACAGCUCGCCACUCUUAUCAGCAAAUGAUGAUGCAUCAACAGCAGCAGCAGAUGCAAAUGCAAAUGCAAUAUCAGCAACCGCAACCCUCUUAUUCACAACCCGCACCUCCACAACAACAGCCGCCUCAGCCAUUGUCAUCCUCCUCCUCUACAGGUCAUGCGUCACGUCCAUCAUCGCAAGAUUAUGCGCGAUCCACUACUACGAAUACUACCACCAUGCAUCGACGUAAUCAUUCAUCAGCCAAAAUGAUCAACACUAUUGAACGACCAAAGUACGCUAUACCCUCUGCCAUUGAUACAUCACAAACUGGAGCUGAUGGUGAUGAAGUGCCAUUUGUUGCCGUUUCUCCGAUUUCCAGUGACGAUGAAGAUGAUGAUUAUCCUCCCGUUGUCACUCAGCAGCAACAUCAACAACAACAGCAACCUCCACCUCCUCCACCUCCUCAUCCUUAUCCAUCAACCACAUUCAGUUCCGAAACACAAGAGGAAGAGGAUGUAUUACAACAACAUCAACCACCUCCACCCCCACCUCGUUUCUCACUUGCUCAACCCGAGGCUCAAGAACAUGUCGAGCAACAACAACAAGAACGUCUAAAGCCAACGCACAAUCGUUAUUCGUCCUUAUCACUUGAAGUCAAUGUUGAUUAUUCGAUCCUUACCGAACUUUCAACAGCGUUCAAGAAUCGAAUGAAACGUAUCACCAAUGUGCGCGAGGUGAAAAGUUCCAAUGAGUACCCCGAGUCUUUUAGUGGUCAGGAAGCAAUUUCUUUACUACAAGAGAUUUUGACCAGCAAAAACAUACCAGAGGGUUAUUGUGUGCUUAUUGCCAAUGCCUUGAUGAAUUGCUCUCCACCCUUGUUCCAGCCCAUCCGCCAGAAUUACAAGUCUCUUAUUACCAACGAGGUGUACAACUCUUCGGACCAGUUUUAUACGUUUGAUGAGGAUCUCGCGGAUAAUGAACUUCCUGUGGGUAUCUUUACUUCCUUGAGCCAAUGCUACACCUACAAUUGCUUGCCUGGUCAAGGUGGUUGCUAUGCCCCUCGAUGUCCAAACAAACCUGAUGUAUUUGAGGAGGAUAUUAUGUCUCAAGCCGUGUUGGCACGACGUCCUUCGGAUCCUACAUUAUCCCCAGUGGAUGACACCAAGACAUUCCCACAUACAGCAUGGGCUGAACGUGUCCCAAGAGAACUUUUGGAAAACACGCCAAAACGUGAACGAGAUCGACAAGAGGCUAUCAAUGAAAUGAUUUAUUCCGAAGAGGUGUAUCGUAGCGAUUUGGAUACAUUACGUGAUGUCAUUGUGGAGCCCUUGCGUAGAUCCAAUGUGAUUAGUGAAAGUCGACGUGGGCACUUUAUCAAGUCCGUAUUCCAAAACUUUGAGACGUUGCGAGAGCUUAGCGAUACGUUGUUCAAGAAGCUAUUGGAUUUGCAACGCAAAUACGAGGGCAAAUGUAUUCCUGGCAUUGGUGAUAUUCUGGUGGAUGAGUUCAAGUAUUAUUCGGAUCCAUACACGACCUACACACCCAAUGUGCCAUUAGCCGAAUAUCUCGUUGCCGUGGAGAAGCAGCGUAAUCCCGAGUUUGCACGCUUUAUUGCUGAUUGUGAGAAGCAUGAACGUUUCCGACGCUUGGCAUUCCGGCACUUUUUGUUGAAUCCAGUGACACGUAUGCAGCGCUAUCCGUUGUUAUUGCAAGCCAUUAUCAAGAAAACGGAUGAGGACCAUAUUGAUCGUCGCUACCUUUUGAAUUGUAAGGAGAUGAUUCAAGCCAUUGCAUCACGUUCGGAUAUGCAGACGGCGGCUGUCAAGCAACAAGUGGAGAUUCUUAGCAUCAACGACGUCUUAACUUGCAAGCCUGGUGAAUUACAUGAUGUCCAAUUAACCGAUCCACAACGUCGUCUUUAUCAUCGAGGUGAUCUUAAGCGUCGUGCGCAGGCCAUUGAAGUGACUGAAAAGUCCGACAUCCAUGCCUUUGUAUUUGACCACAUGUUGCUCAUGACCAAGGUACGCAAGGGUAGCCAUGGCGAUACCGAAUACCGGAUUUGGAAACGGCCAAUUCCAAUGCAGAUGCUCUUUGUUCAAUCGCUUGGAGGUGAUUAUUAUGGCAGCACAACGACCACCACAGCUACUUCCACCAGCUCCACUUCGGCUACGCUUACCUCUACUUCUUCCGCUACAGCAGCAGCAGCCCUUGCAUCAUCUUCCUCAGCCACUACACCCACACCUGCUAUGGUGUCACUCACCCUUCAACAUCUCGGUCAUCGUGAUGGUAUUUAUCACUUUUUCGUUGCAUCCCAUGAAGAAAAGCAGCAGUGGAUUCGUGCUAUUGAGGAAGCAAAGACGGCGUUACGUAAACGACAAGGCGACAAUGAUGUUUUUGAAGUGCGUACGCUUGAUGAUGCCUCUUUCCGAUACUUUGGCUCGGUGGCAGGUCAAGGUCGUAUCAGCUGUUCGGUGCCUUUUGUAUCCAUGACAGGUGAACGCAAGAUUGUGAUUGGAACAGAUGCUGGUGUCUUUAUCAAGACCGAAGGUCAAUCAUCGGUUCGCCCAGUCCUCUCAUGUGAUAAUGUGACCCAAGUCGCGGUCAUGGAACGCCAUCACAUUUUGCUGGUGCUUACAGACAAGGUGCUUAAGGCUUACUCUAUUGAUGCACUUGAUGCUCCUAAGAGCACACGUAACUCGGACCGUGCCUAUGAAGUGGCCCAAAAUGUGAAUUUCUUCCAAGUGGGAUUCUGUAACUACAAGGAUUUGGUGGUAUACAAGAAGAAAAAGAGCACAAGCAGUGUCUUUGUCGCUUUGGAGCCGGUGUGCAAUAUGCGUGAUGCCAAGAGUGAAAAGUUGUUUACGCAACGAACGGGCUUGUUUUCAAGCCGUGGAUCAGGCCCAUCAUGGUUUAAGCUUUACAAGGAAUUCUAUGUUGGUGCCGAAGCAAGCAAUAUCCACUUUUUGAAAUCCAAAGUGAGCGUGGUCGUCGAAUCCAGAGGUUUUGAAAUCAUUGAUCCCGAGAAUUUGGUGGUUGGUGGUCGCAACAUCCCUGAUAGUGCCGAUCCACAAUUCAAUUUUAUCCAACGUCAUGCUGAACCUCUCAAACCAUUGGCAAUGUACCGUAUCCAGGACAAAUUCCUACUGUGCUAUAAUCGAUUUGCGUUCUAUGUCAACAAUCGAAAUGGUUCCUUAGUGCAACGGGGUGCUGGAAAGUCCUCCAUUUUAUGCGAAUGGAACGGUUCACCCGAUCAUAUUGUGUAUCAGCAUCCAUAUAUCCUUGCUGUAGAUCAGCAAUUCAUUGAAAUCCGUCAUGUGGACACGGGUGAAUUGGUCCAAAUCAUCAAGGGUGACAAUUUACGUCUUACUCAUUACAAUGGUGGAGAAACACCCAUCAUCCACGGCUGCAUGACCCAUUCCCAAAGACCUGACAUGCAACAUUUGUUCCAACUAUGUCUCAGCAACCAGCAUAACCAACGCGCCAAUAGCGGUCGUAGAUCAAUGCGUUGA
Molecule: messenger RNA, 4074 nt
Organism: Lichtheimia ornata
Lineage: Eukaryota; Fungi; Mucoromycota; Mucoromycetes; Mucorales; Lichtheimiaceae
Exons: 11
Coding region: 1-4074 (1357 amino acids)
Molecular function (GO): guanyl-nucleotide exchange factor activity
Source: RefSeq, a predicted model, not a curated record